Molecule: messenger RNA, 924 nt
Organism: Aspergillus alliaceus
Lineage: Eukaryota; Fungi; Ascomycota; Eurotiomycetes; Eurotiales; Aspergillaceae
Product: histidinol-phosphatase
Exons: 3
Coding region: 1-924 (307 amino acids)
Biological process (GO): L-histidine biosynthetic process
Cellular component (GO): cytoplasm
Molecular function (GO): histidinol-phosphatase activity
Source: RefSeq, a predicted model, not a curated record
AUGCCCUUCUCACAUCACAGUCAUUCCGGGCAAUUUUGCCCGGGCCACGCCAAGGACUCCCUGGAGGAGGUCAUCCAACUCGCCAUUGCAAAGAAAUUCCGGGUCUUUUGCCUGACCGAGCAUAUGCCGCGGGGCAAAGAGGAUUUCUAUCCGGAAGAGAUCGAAGCGGGGCACACCGAGACCAGCCUGGUGGCCAACGAGGCUGCGUACUUCCAGGAAGCGCAGCGGCUGCGGGAAAAAUAUGCCGACCAGAUCACUAUCCUGAUCGGAUUUGAGAUCGACUGGAUCCGUCCGGCCUCCCGCACCCUCAUUGAGGCUUCCCUGGCGCGUCACCCCUUCGAAUUCUUCAUGGGGUCGGUCCACCACACGCUAACGAUCCCCAUCGACUACGACCGCGACAUGUACGUCCAGGCGCGCGACCUGGCCGGUGGCACGGACGAGCAGCUCUUCCAGGUGUACUUCGACGAGCAGUUCGACAUGCUGCGACAGUUGAAGCCGCUCGUGGUGGGGCAUUUUGACCUGAUCCGCCUGAAGAGCGAUGAUCCCGAACGGAGCUUCACCCAGUGGCCCGCCGUCUGGGAGCGCAUUCUCCGGAACCUGGACUUUGUCGCCACGUACGGCGGUCUGUUGGAGUUGAACUCGGCUGCGCUGCGUAAGGGCAUGAGUGAGCCGUAUCCUAAAGCGGAGAUUUGCAAGGAAUUCUUGGCACGAGGGGGCCGUUUCUGUCUGUCCGAUGAUAGCCAUGGACUGGAGCAGGUGGGUUUGAAUUUCCAUCGGGUGCUGGCCUUUGUGGAAGACGUGGGCAUGUCGACCUUGCAUUACCUGGAUUUGGCGGAUGGGCCAGCAGUGGAUGAACGGUUCCCACGGACACAGAUCCGCUCGAUCCAGCUGGAGGAGCUGAAGAAGUUGACCUUUUGGCAGUAG